Molecule: messenger RNA, 1743 nt
Organism: Elephantulus edwardii (Cape elephant shrew)
Lineage: Eukaryota; Metazoa; Chordata; Mammalia; Macroscelidea; Macroscelididae
Gene: SLC37A1
Product: solute carrier family 37 (glucose-6-phosphate transporter), member 1
Exons: 19
Coding region: 1-1743 (580 amino acids)
Biological process (GO): phosphate ion transmembrane transport; glucose-6-phosphate transport
Cellular component (GO): endoplasmic reticulum membrane
Molecular function (GO): glucose 6-phosphate:phosphate antiporter activity
Source: RefSeq, a predicted model, not a curated record
AUGGCUCGGCUCCCUAUUGGCAUUCGUUUCCUUGUCUCAUUCUCAAGAGAUCAAUGGUUCAGAGCCUUCAUCUUUUUUUUGACAUUUUUGCUGUAUGCAAGUUUUCACUUAUCUAGAAAGCCUAUCAGCAUUGUUAAGGGUGAGCUCCACAAGGACUGUGUCACCGUGACCGAGCAUGAAGUCCAGCUCAACAGUCCAAGCAAACAAGCUGGUUACCUACUCUCUUCACAAGGACCCAACAAUGGGACCGACUGUGGCUGGGCGCCGUUUGACAAGGACAACUAUCAGCAGCUGCUUGGGGCCCUGGAUUACGCCUUCCUUUGUGCGUACGCCAUCGGCAUGUACCUGAGCGGCAUCAUAGGGGAACGCCUGCCAAUUCGGUAUUACCUGACCUUUGGGAUGCUCGCCAGCGGAGCCUUCACGGCCUUGUUUGGGUUGGGCUAUUUCUACAAUAUUCACAGUUUUGGAUUCUACGUGGUGACUCAGAUCAUCAAUGGUCUGGUGCAGACCACCGGCUGGCCCAGUGUGGUCGCCUGCCUUGGGAAUUGGUUUGGCAAAGGAAGGCGAGGUUUGAUUAUGGGCAUCUGGAAUUCCCACACCUCUGUGGGCAACAUUCUGGGGUCCUUAAUUGCUGGCUAUUGGGUGUCCACCUGCUGGGGCCUGUCCUUUGUCGUGCCGGGGGCCAUCGUGGCAGCCAUGGGGAUAGUGUGCUUUCUCUUCCUCAUUGAACAUCCUAAAGACAUCAAGUGCUCUUCCUCGCUGUCAGCGCAUUCCAAAGCCUGUGAGAACGGUACAAAAUGGUUUAGACUCCCGAAGCAGAUCCUAAACAACGACAAGAACAAGCCUCUGGACCCAGAGACACAGUGCUUGAUGCUGUCAGAUGGGAGAGGCUCCGUCCAUCCCAACCAUUUCAUCAUCCUCCCUGCCGAAGGUGGGAAUGCCAUGGCGGCCAUCAGCUUCACAGGCGCCUUGAGAAUCCCAGGUGUAGUCGAGUUCUCUCUCUGUCUGCUGUUUGCCAAGUUGGUCAGCUACACUUUCCUGUUUUGGCUCCCACUAUACAUUACGAAUGUGGAUCACCUCGAUGCGCAGAAAGCGGGCGAGCUCUCCACUUUGUUUGAUGUGGGUGGAAUCUUUGGUGGGAUCCUGGCUGGCCUGGUCUCAGACCGCCUAGGGAAGAGGGCUUCCACCUGUGGAGUGAUGCUGCUGCUCGCGGCCCCGACGCUCUACAUAUUCUCCACCAUCAGUAAAAUGGGUGUGGAAGCCACUAUAGCGAUGCUGCUGCUCAGCGGGGUGCUGGUGAGUGGACCGUACGCACUGAUCACCACCGCCGUCUCUGCUGACCUGGGGACACAUAAGAGUCUGAAAGGAAACGCCCAUGCCCUCGCCACCGUGACCGCCAUCAUCGAUGGAACUGGGUCUGUAGGAGCAGCCUUAGGACCUUUGCUGGCUGGGCUCAUAUCCCCCUCUGGAUGGAACAAUGUAUUUUACAUGUUGAUGUUUGCAGAUGCUUGUGCCUUAUUGUGCCUGAUCCGCCUCAUCCACAAGGAGCUGAGCUGCGGGGGGACUCCCACGGGGGACCAAGUUCCGUUGCCAGAGGCCUUCCAGGUGGGACCUUUCACGGUGGGCAGCUCAGGUGUAGAGGCCCAGCUUCCCAGCCUGCCUCCUGGGCUGGUGCUAAGAUCCCACACCUUCCCCUUUCCCUCCCUGCUGAAUUCUGGGCUGCUCCAGGCACCAGUGCUCUAG